Drosophila subpulchrella is the source of this 571-nucleotide messenger RNA. RefSeq lists its product as uncharacterized. NCBI's taxonomy places the organism in Eukaryota, Metazoa, Arthropoda, Insecta, Diptera, Drosophilidae. The record is from RefSeq and is a predicted model, not a curated record. Bases 22 to 498 code for a protein of 158 amino acids. The transcript is spliced from 2 exons.
AGAAUUGUCAGAGUCUCCAUUAUGAAGUACUUUUGGUUCCUGAGAAGUUUGUGUUUCAUUGUGAUUGCAUCCUCCGCGGCAGUUUUCGUCCUUGGCGAAACAUCAUGCAAUACGUGCCAAUCAAAUAAUGUCAAAUGUUUGAAUGAGACCCACUUCAGUUUAUGCAUGGACAGUGUUGCUCCAGACCAGGUGAUGUCGUGUCCCGAUGACCAGAUCUGCACCGGUCUCCUGAAGAUCUGCAUGCCCAUAGGAUCGACGCCUCCAUCCUGCCCAUCGGAUGCCGAAGUAACUUGCCCCUCCUGUGAUGGAAUUACCACGUUCGUCUGUACUAGCCGCACUACCUUUCAAAUGUGCAACGGAGAUAAGCUAACCAGCCAAGUGAACAAGUGUAAGGAUAAUACCUACUGUGCAAUAAGUGGUAAGAAAUUCUGUGUGGACCGCUGUGAAGCGCUAAGGACCGGCAUUCAGUGCGACAGGGAGUCACCUUUAGAAGUAUAAAUCAUAUUUAGUUAUCAACAAAACUAACUACUUUGCAUUUUAAAAAUAAAUUUAACUAAUUUUGUUCUUAAAA